Molecule: messenger RNA, 1481 nt
Organism: Fimicolochytrium jonesii
Lineage: Eukaryota; Fungi; Chytridiomycota; Chytridiomycetes; Spizellomycetales; Powellomycetaceae
Exons: 4
Coding region: 1-1062 (353 amino acids)
Source: RefSeq, a predicted model, not a curated record
AUGGGCUGCACAUCUUCCAAACAAAAAGGCCAAGUUUCCCCGGUCAUCGACCCCAAAGCGGGCACGACACCACAAACACAGCCAACCGCCGAGCCACAAAUGUCGCAAAUGGCGAAAGCGUCCAACACCAUCAGUCCGAUUACGAUAGAUUCGCAAAAUGAUCAGAGUCCUACUACGAAAGGAGAUAAGCCACGGAGCGCGGGGUCGGGAUCGGAUGGUAGAAGGGAUACAGGGAAAGCGUUGGGGUCUGCAUCGGAUGUUUCUAGGAGUAAAGGCGAGAUUGCACCACUAGACAAACCGCUCAUGCCUGCAAUUCGCAGCGGCAGCGGUAAACCAUCGUCUGCGCCUAAUGCUGCUGUUGUGGGCCCUCAACCGCAAAACAUCGUGGUCGCUACCGCUACGGGGUUGAACAACAGCUUUCCUGAUGUUCCCUCCUUAUCCAAAGCAGCCGAACCGCACCGCCCCGUCGCCUUCGAAAUCCCGCUCGGCGACUCCCUUUUCGGCCCGGCCACGGAAGGGAAGCCAAAGCCCGCGCGAUCCAAUGGCAGCAUCAACAACACGGGCAGGUUACCGAGCUUGGGAGGCAUGAUGACGGAGACGAUGCAGAUGAAGUUGGCGAAUUCGGAUGCGAGGUGGAAGGUGAGGGCUGAGAUUGAUCGGGUGCUUGAUGGGGAAAUGGACCAACACGAACAAGACCUCAAAAACCUCAAAACCCGUCGCCGUCGUCACGGCUCCAAGCCCGAACUCAGCUCCGCCGCGCGCCCCAAGACCCGCGAAGGCGGCCGACCCCCACGCCUCACCACCUCCACCCCGUCCCUCACCUCUUCCCUCAGCCCCGCCGAAGCGGAGGCGGCCGACAUCGCGUUGAAGCAGCGGUUAUUGGAGAAAGAAGCGCAGGCGCAACGUAACCGUGCACGCGAGUUGGAAAAAUUGCAAAACAAGUUGGCGAGGAUGGAUGAGCAUGUGAGGAGGGUGCAAGAGAGGAAGAGGGAGUUGGAGAGGGAGGAGAGUGAGGGCGGAGUGGAGGUUGAGAGUGGGAGUGCGGUCUCUUUGGUUGUUUGAGAUGGGACGGGAUAGCAUUAUUAGAAGGGGUGGAGGUGGACAACAUUAUGGUGAUUGGGGGCAUUUGUGGGUUGCGUUUGGGGCGAGGAACAUGAGAUGGGAAGGAGAAAAGGGGGGGGGGGGCAUUAUUGACUGAGUGACAUGGAGAGGGGGAAUGAUAUGUGCUAGCAACAUUGGUUCCCUUUCUAUGAAAAAUGCGUAUAUCUGAAGACCGGUGGAUUGUACCGGGGACGAAAAAUGGGUUGUGGUUUAUACGAACGAAAGAAGAUGUAUCGCAUCAUGGAGAACAUAGUACCAUUUGCCCAAGCCGACCGGCGAAGGAUGUACGUCUCCUAUGUCUGGCGGACGGAAGAAGCCUGAUUUGCCGCCCACAUGGCAAACAAACCGGCUGUGGGCAAGACGAGGGUAGCGUUCCAACA